Molecule: messenger RNA, 1937 nt
Organism: Thalassophryne amazonica
Lineage: Eukaryota; Metazoa; Chordata; Actinopteri; Batrachoidiformes; Batrachoididae
Product: poly(U)-binding-splicing factor PUF60-like
Biological process (GO): alternative mRNA splicing, via spliceosome; mRNA splice site recognition; regulation of alternative mRNA splicing, via spliceosome
Cellular component (GO): precatalytic spliceosome; catalytic step 2 spliceosome
Molecular function (GO): RNA binding
Source: RefSeq, a predicted model, not a curated record
GGAGAAGCUCUGAUGAUGGAGAAUGGACAAGGCACAGGCUCCAAGCUUGGCCUGCCGCCUCUUACUCCAGAGCAGCAGGAGGCACUUCAGAGGGCAAAGAAGUAUGCCAUGGAACAGAGCAUUAAGAGUGUGUUGGUGAAGCAGACCAUAGCCCAUCAGCAACAGCAGCUCACCAAUCUACAGAUGGCAGCAGUGACAAUGGGCUUUGGAGAUCCUCUCUCACCUUUACAAUCGGUGGCAGCCCAAAGGCAGCGUGCGCUCGCCAUCAUGUGUCGGGUGUAUGUCGGCUCCAUAUACUAUGAGCUUGGUGAGGACACCAUCAGACAGGCGUUUGCCCCCUUCGGUCCAAUCAAGAGCAUUGACAUGUCGUGGGAUUCUGUUACGAUGAAACACAAGGGCUUUGCCUUUGUGGAGUAUGAUGUACCAGAGGCUGCUCAGCUGGCUUUGGAGCAGAUGAACUCAGUCAUGUUGGGAGGGCGAAACAUUAAGGUUGGGCGGCCAAGUAACCUCGGUCAGGCGCAACCCAUCAUUGACCAACUGGCAGAGGAGGCACGCGCUUUUAACCGGAUCUACGUAGCAUCCGUCCCAGAUCUCUCAGAUGACGACAUCAAGAGUGUGUUUGAGGCUUUUGGAAGAAUCAAGUCCUGCACAUUAGCCAGGGAUCACACCUCGGGACGACACAGAGGCUUUGGCUUCAUUGAGUAUGAAAAGCCACAGUCAGCCCUGGAUGCUGUCUCUUCUAUGAACCUCUUUGAUCUAGGGGGUCAGUAUCUACGAGUGGGCAAAGCAGUGACUCCACCCAUGCCCCUGCUGACCCCCAACCCCGGUGGUCUGCCACCAGCAGCGGCAGUUGCCGCAGCGGCAGCCACUGCUAAAAUAACGGCCCAGGCAAGUAUGAAUCCCUUCCAAAGGGAUUUAAUGGCCUUCCAGGAGGCUGUAGCUGGGGCAUCGGUUUUGGGAGCAUUAGCUGCGCCCCAGCUUCUCAGUCAGCAAAUGGGAAUUCCUCAGGCGGUGAUGGCUGCUCAAGCCCCAGGUGUCAUCACAGGUGUGACUCCAGUGCGUCCUUCCAUACCAGUGCUUCCCCAGGUUGGCCUUGUGAACCCCGUUCUUGCGUCACCGCCGGUCCUGUCAAAUCAAGCUGGUGGUGCCAACCAGCAAGAGAAGAAGGAGGAGAAAGAAGAGACACUCCAGGAUGGCACAGGACAGGAGAUGCUGAGUGACCAAGAGCACAUGAGCAUCUCAGGCAGCAGUGCCAGCCAUAUGGUGAUGCAGAAACUGCUUCGGAAGUCUGAGUCCACAGUUAUGGUUCUUCGGAAUAUGGUUGGACCAGAGGACAUAGAUGACGAUCUGGAAGGUGAGGUGACGGAGGAGUGCGGAAAGUUUGGUUCAGUCAACAGAGUCAUCAUAUACCAGGAAAAGCAAGGAGAGGAGGAGGAUGCAGAUAUCAUUGUGAAGAUCUUUGUGGAGUUUUCCUUGGCCUCUGAGAUGAACAAAGCUAUCCAAGCGCUCAAUGACCGCUGGUUCGGAGGUCGCAUUGUAGCAGAGGUGUAUGAUCAAGACCGUUUUAACAGUAGUGACCUUUCUGCAUAAGUGUUUCAUCAGCACCCAUCCCAUAUCUGUUGCAAAACCUCAUUUCAGCUACAGAUGCAGGCCUCUGAAACAUGUAAUUAUGUUCCUUUUUUUAAAAAAAAAAGAAAUUGCUGUUAUACUAAUGUUAAAGUUCCUCAACUGGGGGAUUCAUUAAAAACAUUUGUCAGAUUUUUGCUUUGUGAUCUGUGAAGAUUUUUUUUUUUUUUUUUUGUGCUACUUUUUUUUUUUCUUAUUUAUCUUGUAAAACUUCUUGGGUUUCCAUUAUUUUUUCCCCUUGUUUCCCAUGAAAUUCCCAGGAUAUUUAAACACUUUCUUUCUGCAAUUAAAGGUUAUUGUUUGUCCACAAA